Messenger RNA from Monomorium pharaonis (pharaoh ant), 4985 nucleotides. RefSeq names its product biorientation of chromosomes in cell division protein 1-like 1. The coding region runs from base 165 to 4244 and encodes 1359 amino acids. NCBI's taxonomy places the organism in Eukaryota, Metazoa, Arthropoda, Insecta, Hymenoptera, Formicidae. The record is from RefSeq and is a predicted model, not a curated record. The transcript is spliced from 3 exons.
AAGCGCACGAAACGCGAGAAAUAUGGCCGCGAUAGCUGCGGAGCGUAUUGCUUGACAAGAGAGUUUCACGGUGCCAAUUAGUCAGAGAAUUGUCAGGAUGAUCGUUCUCUUCGUGUCGUGACGAGCGAGGUGCGGUUUCUCGGCUAACUGGCGCAUUCGACGGCAUGGAGUUGAGCCUGUCUAACACGGUGCUGACCGGUGAUCAACGAUUGAUCGAUCACAUAGUUGGCGAAGUCAAGUCCCAGGGUAUCUUCGACCAGUUCCGAAAGGAGUGCAUCGCCGAUGUUGACACAAAGCCUGCAUAUCAAAAUCUAAGGACGAGAGUUGAAGGCUCUGUAAACACUUUCCUUAGUAAGCAAGUAUGGAAACCAGAUUUAAACAAGAAUCAGCUCAGGGAAACCUUGCGCAAGCACAUACACGAUGCACCAUAUCUGGAUGCUGGUGUGGAACGGAUAGUAGACCAAGUGGUGAAUCCCAAGGUCUAUUCAGUUUUCAUGUCGCAGAUAGAGGACGUGGUGUACAAGUUCCUGGGUAUAGAAAGGCCAAAAAUAAAGGAAAAGAAUGGCGCUUGUGGCCUUAAAGAUUUGUUACCUAAAGAUUUGGAUCCAGUUUCACCAGAGUCUGACAAAAACAGUUUAAAGGAUGAAUCUCUUGAAUCCAUGGAUAUAAAUGACAUAAAUAAUCUCGACAGAAAACAAGAUGAGAAAAUCGACGAACAAAGACUGCAGGACGAUGGGACAUACCGGGAUAAGAACAGAACCGGUUCGGAAAAUGGACAUAUUUCCGUGGAGGAGAAAUUGUCAGAUGAAGCUUAUAAACUAUUACACAAGAAUGAAAGUAACUUGAACUUGAACACGUCCGCGAAGUCGGACGAUAAAAUGGAUGAUGAUGAAGAAGAGGUCAGUCCAACAUUCGAGCCUAUUGACAUUAUGAACCUAAAUGAAUCCAACAUUUCCAAUGAUUCGCAUUUGUCGGGUAUAUCGGAAUUGACGAGUCAUAGAUCCAGAAGCCCGGAUUUCUCGAACGAAUUGUCGCGGGAUAAUUUUGAAUAUAGCAAUCAGGAUUCUCAGCUUAGCAAAGUCUCCUCGGAUUCCCGAUUAUCAAUAGUGACGGACUUCGGUUCCUCUAAUCACGCUUUAACACCAGUACACGAUUCGUCGAGAGACGAAACGACGAAAGAUAAGUACGAAGCCAAAAGCAGUAAAGAUAAUUUUAAAGCAAUCAGAGAAUUGGAUUCGUCUAAGAAUAAAUCGAUCAAAAGCAAUUUUGACUUUGCUAAAGGUAAAGACGUGCAGGAUUAUAAAGACACAAAGGAUUUCAAGGGUACUAAAAUUGUAUCUUCUAAAGAAAAUUCUCGCGAUGCCACGGAUAGUAGUAUUAAAGAUAAAUAUGAGCAUAAGAGUCGAGAGAAGAGCAAAGACAGCGAAUACACCAAAUCGUCGAAAAGCACAUCGAAAGAAAAAACUACAAGUAAGGAUACGAAAUAUCACAAAGAUAAAAGCAACGAGAGAAAAAGAUCAAGCAGUGAGAAGUAUGAUAAACAUAGCAGUGACAAGUACGAUAAACAUAGUAAAAGUAAACCUAAAGAUAAAAUUGAACAAGCAAGAGAGAGUUCUGACAAAAUUAAAGAUAUUCCAGAUAAUUUAAAGGACAAUGUCAACAAGCUCAAAGAUGAGAAGCCCAAGGAGAUGGAUAAGAAAGAUAAUGUUAACAAGGAGGUGAAAGAUCUGAAAGAUAUUUAUAAGGAGAAAAUUAGAGAACUUCGAGAAAAGAAGGAAUUGACAGAGAAAGAAAAAUUGAAUAAGGACAAAGAUAUUAAACUUGUUAAAGAGAGUAAAGACAAGAAAGAUCCCCCUAAGGAUAAAAAACCGAUUAAGAAAGAACACAAAAGUUCGUCGUCAUCGUCAUCCUCGUCGUCAUCGAAAAAUCUCUCUGUAAAUUAUCACGAAAGUAAGAGCAGUAAGACGUCGGAGAAAACUACGGAUGGAAAAGAUAAACGAUCAGAUUCGAAGGAUAAAAUGAAACGGGAUGAGAGACGAUUGUCAAAAGAAAGUAAAGGUAAAAGUCAUUACAGCAGCAAGUCAGACUUAUCAGACAAAUCUGAUAAGUCGGACUCGAAGAAGGGUUCCAAAAGCGAGAAGGAAGAUAAGGGUGGAAAGGUGGAUGCGAAGAAGGAUAUUAAAAUAAGCAGUGAGAAAACGGUGAAUGGUAAGAAGGAUCCGAAAAGCCAUUUGCCACAGAGCAAGAGUUCCGAUCGUGCCGAGAAAUCAGAUGGAAGAAAGGAGUCAAAAACCGAUAACUCGUCCAAGGAUAAGAAGCGCAGAGAGGACAAAAAAUCUAAAAUGAAAGACGAUCAUUCGAGUUUACGAAAGAAUUCAAACGACCGGCGUUCCACCGACAGGGACGGCUCGAACGGCUCGAGUAAUAAAACCUCACCGUCUAACAGUUCGAGUUCCAAUGUAACGAGCAGCAAAUCGAGCACGUCGAAAGAUAAUCAUGUUAGUAAUUCUGGCAGCGAAACGUCUGACAGCAUCGAAGAAACACAAGUGAACGACUCAAAGUUGUUGCAUCAAACAAAUUGUAAAUUGUCUCAUGAAAUGAGUUCGCAACUGCAGGCAGACGAAAAGAGACAUUUGAAGAUGAUAACUGAUAAUAGUAACGAGGCAUACGAUAGGCAAGAAGAAGCAAAAAAAGAAGAAAAUACAGAUCCACGUGACACGAGCCUGCCGUUGAAAAAGAGGUCGCUGUCAGAUAAAGACGUUGAAUCAAGCGAUACAAAGUUAAUAAAAAAGCCGAAAUUUGCGAAAAACAUACACGAAGCUAAGAAACUGAUGAAACUUAGAAAACAAAUGGAAAAGCAGAAACUUAAGGAGGAUAAAAAGGUGGAAAAGAAUGUUGUACAGGAAGUAGAUCAAACAAAUCAAUCGAAUACGAAAAAUACUGAUGAUUUCGAAAUCGUACCGGAUGACGAACGGGUUCAAAUUAUAGAGGUUACCGACGAAGAGUACGAAGAACCUUAUCCUGAGAAGUACGAACCUCGUUUAAUGCUGGACGAGAGAUCGAUAAUAAUGCCAGGAACCGAGUCUUGUGCAAACAACCUUCAAAAAGAACUGGGUGUAGAACAAUCUCCAAGUGGAGUUGUAUCAAAUGUAUCAUCGAACGAAGCACAACAGGUCACACAGGAUUCAAAAACUAAAAAUGAGGAAAAUGACGCACAAUCUAACGAUUUGCAAGUUGAAGGUAUCAAAGACGCACAAGUGUCUAAAGAAACUGACGACUCUGAAGAAGUUUCAAAGAAUGAAAUACCAAAACCUACGACUGUUGAUGAGAAAAAAUAUCUACAAGCAGAGGAAGAACAUGUUUCGCAAAAGCUGGAAGAAACCGCAGCUUCAGAAGAAUCUGAUUCUCUGGGCCAUAAUAAAAACGAAAACGUGAAACAAUCGAUAGAGGAAAACGUGAUGAAGGAACGGGAUUAUAAUCAGUUAGAAACACCUAACAAUGAUAACAAAGAUGAUAAUAAAGAAACGAAGAAUGGCGAUACACUCGACAUACAGGACGAUAAUAAAGAAUCACCGGAUGAAAAACAAAUAGAAACAUCAUCCAAAGCUGACACAAUAGACUCACAUAUUACACAUAUAGAUUGUAUGGAAAAUAAACCCUCGUCCUCUGCAACCAGCGAGGACAACGAGGAUUGUCGUUACUUUAAUACUGACAACGAGAAAUCGGAAAGGUUCUCUAGUUUCUUGGAAUCUCUGGAGCUUAUGGAAAAUUCAUCUCUGGAGGAUAUAAUAGAGAGUUUAGGCGGCAAGGUGGUUUCCUCGAUACCGAAGUCCAUGGCGGCGCCGCCACUGCCGAAAUUGCGCAAACGUUCGUCCAGCCCCUUGUCAGACAUACUGGUGAACAAUUCGGACAACAAUAAUGACGAUCAUAAACAGAAAUUGUCAUCCUCCCCUAGCGAAGACGCAAUACAUAACGUCAAGAAGAGGAAAUUUACUAAAAAAUCAAGAUUCUCGAAUUUAUGCAACGCUCAGGGGAUCUCGAAUGGCGAGAAUUUUGUUAUGCCGCUGAGUCCCGACAGCGAUGUAUCCGCGACGAGCGACAAGACGGCAUCGUCAAACGUAAUCAAAGAAGAAAAGAGCCGUAAUAGGACCAGUCAUCAACGAUACUCAAGCGAUGACUUGUAUAAACCACGUCCGUUAUUUUCAAGUUCUUCUCGUCGAAGCAGACGAUCUAAUCAAGCAUAGCUAGCGCCCCGAGGAUUCAGGUCGAAUAAGCUUUGCACAAUUCCCAAGCAUAUUUAUUUCAUUUCGCUAUACAGUAAGAUGCAGUAUAUAUCAAUACAAUAAUUUUUUUUUCAAUUUACUAUGUUUUAAAAAUGUUUUAUUUAUUAUUAAACAAUAACGUACAGUUAUGCAUAUAGUUAGUUGGGCAUUUGUAAUUAUUUAAAAUUCAGAUAAUACAUACCGAAUUUUGUAACACUUUCUAACACUUCGGAUAUUCGUUUAUAUUUUUAUUUGCUGAAAUUUUAAGUACGGACUAGGAAACUACAAAUAUAAGUUACAAAUUAUAAGAACUUGCAGUAUAAAGUUUAAUCUUAUAUCUAUGAAGUUUAAUUUAUAUUAACUAAAUUUUCAGUUUUGUUUAUUAAUUAGAAUAUACCUUUAUCAAAAAUUUUUAAACAUUUUAAGACAAUGAAAUAUUAUCAGUUUCAACUAAUCUAACAUCUUCCAUAUAAUAUCUAAGUGUUAAAGUAGUCUAUAAUGUUGAACAUUAUAAGAUCGAUUGUGUAAAUCUUGGAAAGUGCGAGUGUUAAAGGAAACGUAUAUCUUUUCUUUCGAUACAAUAUACUCGUCUGCAGAUUAUUGAAAAAUGAGUGUUUCUACUUGUACGUAUGUAUAUAUGUAUGUUUUUGUGUACGAGUGAUUGUCCGCAGAUACACAUGUUUUAAACACAAUUUUACAAUUAUUAAAAUUAUAAAUUUAUCA